This is a messenger RNA of Lodderomyces theae, 657 nucleotides long. RefSeq names its product Erv25p (gene ERV25). The record is from RefSeq and is a predicted model, not a curated record. The coding region runs from base 1 to 657 and encodes 218 amino acids. Gene Ontology annotation, cellular component: endoplasmic reticulum; endoplasmic reticulum-Golgi intermediate compartment; COPII-coated ER to Golgi transport vesicle. Lineage: Eukaryota; Fungi; Ascomycota; Pichiomycetes; Serinales; Debaryomycetaceae. The transcript has a single exon. Gene Ontology annotation, biological process: endoplasmic reticulum to Golgi vesicle-mediated transport; intracellular protein transport; Golgi organization.
AUGCAGUCACUUUUCAAUUUUGCAUUGAUUUUUUCACUCAUUGCAUGUGUGAUCAACGCAUUGCACAUUGAGGUCCCAGCAAGGCCAAACCCUGAACCAAUGUGCAUUCGAGAAUUUGUCCAAGAAAACCAAAUGGUGGUUGUCAACAUCAACACUGAUGGCUACAAAGGAGAUGGACAAAGAUUAGACGUGGGUAUUGUUGACUCUGUUGGAAAUAGGUAUGCUUCAAGAAAAGACAUUGUUGGUAAAGUCAAGAUUGCCUUCACUUCCCACAACAAUGCCGCUAUUGAUAUCUGCUUUUACAACCAACAAACACAGGAAUGGAAGAAACAUGGAUCGAGAGACUCCAACAAUGUAAGGUUGAUUGAGUUGGAGGUGGAGAGUGGAGCUGCCGCUAGAGACUGGAAUGCUUUGCAAGCUAGUGAAAAGUUGAAGCCAGUAGAAGUGGAGUUGAAAAAAAUUGAGAGUUUGACUGGUGAAAUCGUUCAAGAGUUGCAAUACUUGAAAAGAAGAGAGGAGAGAAUGAGGGAUACAAACGAAUCAACAAACUCUAGAAUUAAAUGGUUCUCGAUUAUUAUUAUACUCUCAUUGGUUGGAUUUGGUGCAUGGCAAAUCCAAUACUUGAGACAUUAUUUCAAAGUGAAGCACAUUAUCUAG